AUGUCGCCCAACAAGAUAAGAAAGAAACAGUUUCUUUCAGCAGCCACAAUGAGGCUUCAAAAAAAAUAUGAUCCUAUCUAUCUAUCUAUCUAUCUAUCUAUCUAUCUAUCUAUCUAUCUAUCUAAUCCAAUGUCUCUCAUCUGUACAUAUGUAUCUAUCUCGCUGGCUGUUCAUAUUUCUCUAUCUAUCUAUCUAUCUAUCUAUCUAUCUAUCUAUCUAUCUAUCUAUCUCAGUCUGUUCCUACCUAGGUAUCUCAGUAUAUUUCACUCUAUCUAUCUAUCUAUCUGUCAGUUCAUAUCUAUAUCGAAAUCUCUAUCUAUCUCAACAAGUUUGCAUCUAUCUAUCUAUCUAUCUAUCUAUCUAUCUAUCUAUCUAUCUAAGACCACUUCCCUGAAAGCAUUUCUAUCACCCAUAGCUCUAACCGAAUAUUAUCUUUCUCUCUCUCUCUCUUUCUCUCUCUAUCUCUCUUUCUCUCUCUCUUUCUCUCUCUCUCUCUCUUUCUUUCUCUCUCUUUCUUUCUCUCUCUUUCUUUCUCUCUCUUUCUUUCUCUCUCUCUUUCUCUGUUUCUCGCUCUCUCUCUUUCUCUCUCUCUUUCUCUCUCUCUUUCUCUCUUUCUCUUUCUCUCUCUCUUUCUCUCUCUUUUCUUUCUCAUUCUCUCUCUUUCUCUCUCUCUUUCUCUUUCUCUCUCUUUCUCUCUCUCUUUCUCUUUCUCUCUCUCUCUUUCUCUCUUUCUCUCUCUUUCUCUUUCUCUUUCUCUUUCUUUCUCACUCUCUCUCUUUCUUUCUCUCUCUCUCUCUCUAUCUCUCUCUCUCUCUUUAUCAUGACACCUUCAUCUUAUGUGAACGGAUCUAUAAUUUCACUUCCUACAACACUAUUAACAAAUACAGGGGACAGCAAAAGUAG
This is a messenger RNA of Acanthosepion pharaonis, 903 nucleotides long. The record is from the annotation of a GenBank genome assembly. Lineage: Eukaryota; Metazoa; Mollusca; Cephalopoda; Sepiida; Sepiidae.